This is a messenger RNA of Brachypodium distachyon (stiff brome), 1916 nucleotides long. RefSeq names its product UDP-glycosyltransferase 87A1. Bases 178 to 1584 code for a protein of 468 amino acids. Gene Ontology annotation, molecular function: UDP-glycosyltransferase activity. The record is from RefSeq and is a predicted model, not a curated record. The transcript is spliced from 2 exons. Lineage: Eukaryota; Viridiplantae; Streptophyta; Magnoliopsida; Poales; Poaceae.
CUUUUCUAAUCUUUUCCUGGCAGGCUGCGACCAGCGGGGUUGAGAGCUCCUUUUCUAAUCUUUUCCUGGCAGGCUGCGACCAGCGGCUCUAUUGUUCCGUUGAUCAGUGUGCCCCGGUGCCCCCAGCCCACACGGCACUCCGCCGACCUCUGCCCGCGUUCUGUGCAGAGUCAAACGAUGGCCUCGAUGGCAACGGCGACGGCUCGGCACGUGGUCGCCGUGCCGUUCCCCGGCCGCGGCCACAUCAACCCGAUGCUGGCCGUGUGCCGCCAGCUCGUGGCCGCCGCGGACGGCGCCCUCGCGGUCACCGUCGUCGUCACGGAGGAGUGGCGCGGGCUGCUGGCCUCCGCACCGCUGCCGGACCGCGUCCGCUUCGCCACCAUCCCCAACGUCAUCCCCUCCGAGCACGGCCGCGGCGCCGACCACGCCGGCUUCAUCGAGGCCGUGCACGCCAAGAUGGCGGGGGCCCUGGACCGGCUGCUCGACCGGCUGGAGCUGGACCUGGGGCGGACGCCGGACGCUAUCUUGGCCGACACCUACCUGACGUGGGGGGUGGCGGCCGGCGCGCGGAAAGGGAUCCCGGUGUGCUCGCUGUGGACUCAGCCGGCCACGUUCUUCCUCGCGCUCUACCACUCCGACCGGUGGCCGCCGCUGGAUGGCCGUGCCAGCGAAGAAGAACUAAGCAUCAAGUCCUUGGAGGAAUAUGUCCCGGGCCUCUCAUCAGUAAGGUUGUCGGAUAUCAAGAUCUUCCGCUCCUGGGCGCGGCCAAUGGAGAUAACAGAGGAGGUGUUCGCCCACGCACGUAAAGCGCACUGCGUCCUUCUCACCUCCUUCCACGAGCUCGAACCCAGCGCCAUCAACAGGAUGGCAGAGUCACUCCCAUGCCCCGUAUAUCCAAUCGGCCCUUCCGUUCCACAGCAUAUGCCACUCGAGGGAAGCAAGAUUCACGAGGAGGAGGAGCACCGGAGCUGGCUGGACGCGCAGCCGGAGAACUCGGUGCUGUACGUCUCGUUUGGCAGCUUCGUGUCCAUGGCGCCCGCGCAGCUGGAGGAGAUCGCCAUGGGGAUCCGAGACAGUGGAGUCAGGUUCUUCUGGGUUGCCCGGGACAAGGCCCCCGAUGUGCGGCGGAUGUGCGGCGGCGGCGACAAGGGCGGCUUGGCGGUGCUAUGGUGCGACCAGCAGAAGGUGCUGUGCCACCCCUCCGUCGGCGGCUUCCUCAGCCACUGCGGCUGGAACUCGUUGCUGGAGGCCGUGCGCGCCGGAGUGCCAUUGCUUGCGUUCCCCGUCGGGUGGGAUCAGCUGGUGAAUGCCCGGAUCGUGGCCGACGAAUGGAAGGUCGGCAUCAACCUGAGGGAGCAGAGGAGGGAGGAUGGCGUUGUCAGCAGGGCCGCGAUCUCUGCUGCCGCGGCAAAGCUGAUGGAUUUGGACCGUGGUGCGAGCCAGGAAAUGAGGAGAAGAGCUGGAGAACUGCGUCAGGCUUCCCGUAGCGCGGUUCAGGAAGGCGGCUCGUCGCAUCGUUCUCUGAGCAAUUUCGUCCAAGAUCUCAUGGAGGGGAGAUUGGGCGCUGCAGAAACUUCGCAAUGAUUUUUCUUCGGUUUGUCCUCGACUCCUCGGCCAGCGACAGAAAAGUAGUCGCUUACAGGUAACAAUAAUGCAGGGCAAUAAGGCCAGGUUCAGUUCAGUGCCAUACUGAGUUUCAAAAAAAAAAGUUCAGUGCCAUACUGUAUGUUCCCCCUUUUGACAAGAGGUCUGAAGAAGCUCAAUGUGCAGCCGGUUUUAAAAUUUUCCAGUGUUGUAACUUUCAAAACCGAUUUGGAAACGUCAAAAGUCACAGCUCUUGGAUGGAAUAUCCGAAUCAAAAAUCUGUUUUCAUCGGAGCAUUUCCUUCAAAACUAAAUCUCACUAUGAUAAUUUGA